AACACAAUGGGAUUCACUGAACGACAAAAAAGUGAACUGAAGAAUAUAACUAAAGAAAUAACAAAAGAAAUUCUCAAGGAAUUUAUGAGUGACGAUGUUUUUCUUGAAGCCAUCGCAAAAAAGGUAGCUGAAAAAGUGAACCAGCAAAUUGAUAGAAUCUCAGCUGAAGUAAGUACCUUGGAAUCGAAAAUAUUCGAUAUACAGGGAGAGAAUGAAGAGUUAUCCAAGAAAGUUGAAGACUUGGAACAAAAGCUGAGGUUGGAUCAAUUACGAUUUUAUUGUGUACCAGAAACCGAUAACGGAAUCUUAAAAGCAAAUCUUGAAAAAAUAUUUUCAUCUAAGUUAGCAGUAAGUGAUCCAAAUAUAAAACAAUGCUAUCGAAUUAGUAAACAUCAGGGCAAGUCCAAACCCAGGCCUGUUAUUAUAAAGUUUGGAAGCGUUCAACAUAGAAAUGCAGUAUUUUCCGUGAAAAGGCAGCUCAAAGGAAGCAAUAUGGUGCUAGCUGAAGACCUAAUCAAAAGUCGAUUCGGUUUGUUGAACUUUGCUAAAGAUAAGCUGGGGAAGAAUAACGUUUGGACGAACAAUGGAAACCUAUUUACUGUAGUUGAUGGAAAGAGAACUUUACUGAAAACAGAAGAA
Messenger RNA from Leptinotarsa decemlineata (Colorado potato beetle), 639 nucleotides. RefSeq lists its product as uncharacterized. NCBI's taxonomy places the organism in Eukaryota, Metazoa, Arthropoda, Insecta, Coleoptera, Chrysomelidae. The record is from RefSeq and is a predicted model, not a curated record.